AUGUCUGACCAGCAGCUGCCUUGCAAAAGGCCAGGCCAGGUGCACCUCGUCAUCAGCGGGAGGAAGAAGAUGGCAAAGGUAUCCUGGUUUGCUUCAGAGGAUAGUCAGCUUCAAUGUCUUCGCAAAGGAAAAAACAAGGUCAUUGAUAAUAUGAAAUUAAAGCUGCGUACAAGAGCUACAGAAAACAGAGGAAGAUGUCCAUAUGAACCAACUAUGAGUUAUGCCUCCUUAAUGGUUGAUGGUGCACUUUAUUCAGCCACUUCAAAUAACUUCUUGGGUACAGAGCCAAUUAUAUCGAGGAGUUUCAGGAAUCCUUUAAGGACAGAGUAUAAAGCAUCUUGGCUUAAUGAGCCCACUUUUAUUCAUAUGGAACUUAUACAGGAGAAUGAAGCAGUCUCUGACUCUGACAGAAUUUACGUGUUCUUCACGGAAACAGCCAUUGAGUUUGAGUUCUAUGAUAAGCUUCGGGUGUCACGAAUAGCUCAACUCUGCAAAGGUGACCUUGGUGGAAAGCGCACAUUAAAAAAAAGAUGGACGUCAUUUUUAAAAUCUACCCUUAUCUGCUCUGUUCCUGAACUGCAAUUCCAAUUUAAUGUCCUUCAGGAUGUCUUUGUAGUCAAGAAUUCCAGUUGGCGGGAAACCAUGUUUUAUGGGAUUUUUACCCAGCAAUGGGGGAACUUGGAUAUUUCAGCUGUUUGUGCAUUCAGGAUGGAGACCAUUCAAGACGUUUUUCUGAAAGGAAGCUUCAAAGGUCCUGUUGCUUUGGAAGAUUCUCAUAUGAAAUGGGUGAUGUACAGGGGAGAUGUCCCAACCCCUCGGCCUGGGGCUUGUGCCAAUGUUUCUGCUCUACACUUGGGGUAUACCUCUUCACUUGACUUGCCAGACAAAGUCCUCCAGUUUGCCCGAGACCACCCUUUGAUGGACAGUGUUGUGAACUCAGUUGGUCUUCAGCCAGUCUUCCUGAAAAGGGGUACCAAGUACACACAGCUUGUAGUAAGCCAAACCAGUGACUUGGAUAAUGUCACAUAUAACAUCUUUUUGCUAGGGACAGAUAAGGGCUAUUUGCAUAAAGCUCUCAAUUGUCAUGGAGAAAUUAUUAUUGUGGAAGAGAUACAGCUGUUUCCAUCAGCAGAGCCUGUACAGUUACUCAAGCUAGCUUCUCUAAAGGGCCUGUUGUAUGCCAGUUCUCCUUCCCAGCUAGUACAGCUCCCUGUUGCAACCUGCAGCUGGUAUAAACAAUGCUCUGAUUGUAUCUUGGCAAGGGAUCCUUACUGUGCAUGGUCCCUCUCUCUUCACAGUUGUAUCCUUCUGGCUAACCACCUUGGGCAUUCACAAGAUCUAAUCCAGAGCAUCAGGAAUGGUGAUAUCUCCAGGUGUCCUGAAGUAGGAAAGGAAAUCAGAAGGUAUCCUGUCACCCUUGGUAGCAGCCCUCAUCUUAGCUGUGAACCUCUGUCCAACAUAGCUGACUUCCUCUGGACGUUUAACAAGAGCCGCUUGCCGGAAGAAGAGACCAAAUAUCUCAUCCAUACAAAAGGACUGGUUGUCUUCAAUGUAACAGUUGCUGAUACUGGGCUUUAUGAAUGUCAUUCUGUCGAAAAAGUCAGUGGGAGAAAAUUUCGCGUAACAAUGGCUGUCUAUCUCCUUCAGCCCCAGCCAGAGAAAGAUUUCUAUGGUCCGAAGUGUGACUUGUCAAACCAGGUGUGUUCUGAAACGGCAGGUGCAGACAGAAAAUUUUUGGCAGUCCCAGAGACAGAGAACCCAAGACAAAAGCCAUCUAGAAAAAUCCAAGGCUCAUUGUUCAGUUUAAUAGUUAUGGGGUCUGCCUUUGCCCUCCUUUUCUUCCUUCUGCUUUCUUGGAACGUUCACAGAGGCUAUAUCUCCCUGCCCUGGAAAUCUACCUGUAAAACAUCAGCAGAUGCAGCUGAAGCAGCAAGUCCAGAGAUGAGUCUGGAGCAAAUGGACUUUACUCAGACAAGCUCAACCUCACAAACAAUGACUGUCUCCACUGACAAAUCCACCCCAUUGAUGACCUCCUCCAAAGUGGAGUGCAGUGUGAAAAUGAAGCCAAGCAUUAACUCCACUGAAGGUGGGUUAAUCUGUGGUUCUCCAAAUUGUCUGGUCACGGAUGAAACCAAAAUUCCCGAUGAAAGCCAUGAAAUACAUGAUUGCACCAAGGGAAGGAAUUCAACACCUCUUUUAUCCCACAAACUAGUUGCUAUGUAAGCAAACACCUUGUAGCUUUUUUUUCUCUUUAAGAGUUGUUAGAUUCCUUUGGGACCCACCAUUUUUCU
This is a messenger RNA of Candoia aspera, 2291 nucleotides long. Its product is annotated as semaphorin-4E-like. Gene Ontology annotation, cellular component: plasma membrane. Lineage: Eukaryota; Metazoa; Chordata; Lepidosauria; Squamata; Candoiidae. The transcript is spliced from 12 exons. Gene Ontology annotation, biological process: neural crest cell migration; axon guidance; semaphorin-plexin signaling pathway. Gene Ontology annotation, molecular function: semaphorin receptor binding; chemorepellent activity. The record is from RefSeq and is a predicted model, not a curated record. The coding region runs from base 1 to 2223 and encodes 740 amino acids.